AUGUUUGUUGCAUUUUUAAGGUAUUUCUUAGACGCGGUGUCAGGUAGAAGUGCAGAGGGUCAGCUUAAGUCUCACGAGGUGGAGAAGGUGAAGAAGCUGAAGCCUUGGCAAGGUCACAUUCAUCUUCGGGAGUGCGCCUUAUGCCGGAACGAGAUUGACCGGCAUGAGGUCCACUACAGUUGUCCGGAGAAGUGCCGCUUUGACGUCUGCCAGUACUGUUACAAGUCUGAAGUAGCCAAGCGCAAGUCGUCGAGUGUGAAGUUUGGACCAAACCUGAGGCAGAUAUCUGGCGACAGCUUCUCUUCCAACAAAGUCUCAAACGCGGGCGACAUCAGUGACAGCGCCUCCUCCGGGGGCUCGGCAAUGUCAUCACCUGCGAUGCCGAGACCAGUGGCACUUCCACAUCUCGGAGUGCCCGGACCGUCAGCGGAGAUGCAGAUGCGCAGCACACGCAGCACAGGAUCUACUGGCAAUCGAUCCCAGGCUGCGCGGCUCAGUCACAGAAUACGCUCCGCGAGCAUGGAGUUUAUGGAAUCCAGUUGGCAGCGCUCCGUUGAAGUCAUUUUUUGGACCUCCGUGGUUUUCAUCAGCGACUUCAUUGGCGCACUCUAUUUGCAGCAUCUCACAACUGACGAGGCAUUGGCUUUCCCAUACCCGUUCCUCACAGCUUGCUUGUCCAACCUCGUAGCCGGCAUAAUGGUCAUCACCAUCGUGUGCACUCUGUCCAAGACGGGCACGCAACAACUCGUUGGUGAGCUGGCGGCUGAGGCUGAGGUAGACAUGUGGGUGCAGCUCAUUCUCGGCGUGCUCAUCACGUGUGAGAUUGGAGCUGCCGUUAAGGUCUUAUCCAAUCAGCAUCACACGAUGGCGGCAUGGUUCUACAUGCUGACUCCGGUGACAACUAUCCUGGUUGCCAGUAGCAACUACUUUGGUAUGGAAGUGCUGCACAAGGAGCUCUUGAUGGCAGCUGGUGUUGCAUCGUUAGGUGGCAUGAUGGCGGUGCGUGGCCCUUGGCCAUCGUUGGAGGGUCUCACAAGCCUGGAAUGGGCUUGUUUGGCCGUUGUGUUCACCGUUGCACGGUGCUUGCUCACGCAGAAGGUGAUGUCUCCGGCGCAGGGAAGAAGGCCCGGCGCGCUCAUUGUUUCGAAGCUGGUGUUGCUUGCAGCCUGCACCGUCGGUGUAGAAUUGUCAUUGUACAACGAGUGGAGCGGCUUCUGGUCCAUUCCAUGGCUGCCUCAUCCUGGUCCCGUCUUUCGACUUGUGGCCGUUAUAGGCAUUUGCGACGCUUGCAGCGUCAUUGGACAUACCAGAUUGAUUCAAAUCACUUCAGCUGCGUUCGGCGCACUGCUGGUGCCUUUCCACACUGUUACUCUACUUCCAAUUGAGUCCUUGAACAGCUCCAUUUCGAUCAUCAACUGGUUGGGGCUGGUUCUCUGCGUGACAUCCGCCGUUAUGUACUUCAAGGCACGGAAAAGCAGUGCAGAACACCCUGCAGGCUACUCCACGCUCCCUCCACAAUAG
This is a messenger RNA of Symbiodinium natans, 1521 nucleotides long. The record is from the annotation of a GenBank genome assembly. Lineage: Eukaryota; Dinophyceae; Suessiales; Symbiodiniaceae.